GACAGAGAAGAAGCUUGUAUUUAUACUGCGCACGCGCGCGUGCACAUCCUAAAAAAGUCUGUAUGAAGCCGGCCCUGAAGUCUUAAUCAAUCCAUUUAAUAUUCCAUCGUUGUACGUAACUUUAAACAUGUAAUUCUAUACUUGGUGGUAGUAGUGCUGUAUCCUGAUUUCAUGUCGUUCAUAUGCAGUGUUAAUCGAUGUUCAACUUUGACCUCUUGAAUUAAUACCAAAUGUGCAUCAAAACAUGGUGCGAUUAAAGAAUAGGUAUGUCCUUGGUGAGUUGAUUCUAGAAGAUGGUAAGAUGGCAACAGAGGCUAAACUCAACACAUAUGUGACACAGCAGGCCAUCAAAGCAGCUGUACAUCAGUUAUAUGGUGACUUUGGUGUCGGUGCUGUUACUGCUGGUUUUAAUGUCAAGUAUGUAGGACAACAGACCAAUGUUGUACUCAUCAAGAUUCGUCAUAGGGCCAUCAAAUACCUCACUUCCUCUCUCCCAUUUGUCACAUCAAUCUCCAAGAUUCCAUGUUGCUUCCUAACUCUUCAUGUUGCUGGUACCAUGAGAGCUUGCCAGAAGUUUCUAAUAAAGCACGAUAGAAGGCAGUUGAAGAUUCUGUUCAAGAAUAGCAAGACACAGGCUGAGCGGAAUGCAGUGUUAGAUGCUCUUAAACGAUGUCAGGUCAAAGAAACGGCAUGGGUUGAACCGAAAGAUGAUUCUGAUACAGAUGAUAAUGGCAGUGAAGAGCGAAGGUGACCCUUGUGUGACUUCCUAUAUAUGAACAGCAAAACUAUUACACUAUGAGAGCAAAGAUGAUGUAAUGGUAGCUGAACAACAGAAGUGAAGUCUCUUAAUGGAUUGGUCAAGUGACAAGGACAGAAAACUUUCUUUGAGAAAUACGGAGAGCUAAACUAAAAUGCAAGGAUGGUGCAACUAUGGUUGAACAACAGAAGUGUCAGAGAUUCUAUGUAGUGAUGAGGGCAGAAAGUUGACCAAGGGUGGUUUUUUUUUAUCUUAAUUUCAAAGGUAAGGAUAAUGCAACUAUGGUUGAAUGACAGGAGUGGAGUCUCAAAACGGCUUGGUGUAGUGUGAGAGGUAAUUGUCUAGGACCAAAUCAACAUUUGAAAAAUCAUAGUUGUAUGUUUACAGAAGUGCAGUUACUUUGUGAUUUUGUGUAUUAAGGAAAGUAUUAGGAGUAUAGUGGAAUGAAAGACAUUCAAGACGAAAUCAAGACAAAUUUAAAUUCUUCAGUACUGCUAGGAUGUUGCAAAUGCCCUAAAUGAUGAUGGUGAUGAUGAUGGUGCACAGCAUUUGUAUAGCGCCAUAUAUCUGUCAACGACAUUCAAAGGCGCAUUUUUGGAGGAGCCAGCCAAUCUGGGUCGCCUAGAAGGGCGCGCACACAGAACUGUGACCCGCAGGUCUCUCCUCCCGAUAUAACUGAUUCGAAUGCAGGUGGACCGCUACACCGGGGUUCCCCCCAGCCCCUACUCUUAUUCGAAUAGUGCAGUGGGUUCUGUAAAUUUAUAAUUAGACCUACUUUACUGGGUCGUAUUUCGAAAUACCAAAAUCUGACUUAUUGAUAAUAUGUCUCUAUGAAAAUGAUUUUACUCUCUUUGUAUAAUAUGGGCCUUAUUUCAAAUAUGAAAAAAUAUGAAUCAUGAAGAAUACUGUAAAAAAAAUAUUAGUGAAAUUCAAAGCGAAUUCUAAUGAAAACAACUGCAAAAGUGAAAGAAUUGCCUAUCAAACCUUUUCAGUGUUUAGCAUGUGUGUGCCAAACUUUACUAAACACUUGAAAAAUUGUGUUUUUUACAGGUGCUAAAUAUCAUAUGUUUUGUUGUCACCUGAUAAAAUCAAAUGUGAUAUUUAGAACACAGAAGUUGCAGUUUAGAAAACAUAAAACUGGGUUCUCUAUAUCAUAGUUUUAAAUAGCUUUCAAGUAUAUUUCCAUUUGUAAAUUCCUAAGAAUGUGAACUAUUUACUAGUGACACAGAUAUAUACCAUUAUUGCUUUUAUUCCAUCAAUUUUAGAAUUAAAUAACCAUCAUAUUAGCAUUGGCCAUUGGUCAUAGCACUUUUGAAAAUAUCCAAGCAGUCUUGAGUUUCAUGAUACACAGGACAAAGAAUUCAAUACUUGGGAGUUGAUCAUAGAUUUGUCAAUGAAUGCUAGUCUUCAACGCAUUGAUGAUGAUGAAUAUACAAUACUAAAAAAUCCUGUCCAUUUGUUAUUAUAGGCUUAUUUUGUUUAAUAAGAUUUUAGUUUAUAAAAGUUUACAUGGGAGAAGAUAUGUCAUUACAUUAACGCUAGUCUAGUCUAAUAAAACCCUACCUUUUAUUUCACAAACUAUAGGGCAAGGUGGUUUUGUUUUAUAAUUUCAUAUCUUUAAACUCAAUGAAGUAGCAGGGGCUGCGGAACGGUUUUCAAAGAGAGGGGGGGCGAGCCAAGAGUGGGGUGCUGACCAUGCAAAAAAUCACAAUCAUAUGGUAAUUUUUAUGUUUCUGUACACGUAGGGGGCUGAAGGCCCCCCCCCCCCCCCCCCCCGGUUCCACGGCCCCUGUGUAGUUAAAUGAAAUAAGCUCCCCUUCCCCAUGUUAUAUAUGGUUAUGUCAGGUCUUUCAAUACAAAAGGAAUGAUGUUAUUACCUGAACAGUGUCUUGAUCAAUUUGCGGCGGCUAUCAAGGAUGUGAUGGAAGCUCAGUAUCUCGGUGUGAUAAAUGAGUGUAAUAUUAAGCUUUGAAUGUAUAACUGAAACGUUGGAUGGGAUGCAUGUUCAUGUUCUUUUUAUAUAAAACUAAAAAUUAAAAGUCAGAUCCACAUUUAGCUUCAGUUUGUAGUUGAAAUCCUCAGCUUCUUUUGAUUUCUAAUCCACCCAGUUCUAAAUAGACCAUAUGAUAAGGGAUUAGGAUAGCCGCUGUGAAAUCUCAGACCACAAAUCCAUGGACGCAGCUUAUCUUAAUCAGUUUCUUUACUUACAGUGCAAUUCAAUAAUCUAAUUGAAUAAAUGAGCAUUAAUUAUAGAAAAAUUUUCAUACAGGAAUUUGAAAACAGAUGAUCAUUUCAUUCAAAAAUGAAACUGGAAAAUAUUUGUGUCUGCUGAGAAACUAGAGUUUAUUGGAAUUUGUGAGUUAUCUCCCAGCAACACAUUGAAAAAUGCAGACAAGAUAGGACAUGAUAAAUGGAAAGCUGACAACACAUAGUUCGAAACAUUUUGAAUUUGUCCCUUAAAGUUAAAUAUACAGGUCAACAGUAGACCCUUACUUUAGAUGGAAAUAAAAACCACUUUGGGUGGUAUUUUAAUUAUUAAACCUUGGUUUAACUCUAGACUAAACAAGAAAUUUAGUCCACACAUCUGUAGAAUGCUAAGUUUCUUCUUACUUUUACAAUAUCCAUGAUAUAGAUAAGGUACAAAAAUACUGAAAGUAAUUUUAUUUUCAUAUUUUACAAUGUCAACUUUUUGCUGAAGGAUCUGAAUAAUUUGUACCUUGUCUUAGAGAUUGAGAUGACGGAGGCACUCAAUGAAAAUGUAUAAGUUUAUCUAGAUUUAACCCUAUCUAGGCCGGGGUUAUUUUGGGAGUUCAUAUGGCCGGGGGGGGGGGGGGGGGGGCCUCCCAGGCGCCCCUUGAGAUCUCGGCCGUUGGCAACGUGAUCGCGCCGAAAAUUGGCACGCAGGUUGUCUGGACAUAAUCUACAAAACUGUAUAGUAAUUUAUUUCAUGUAAAUUGGUAUUAAGCGAUUAUGUUAAUUUAUGCGUAAUUAGUAUGCAAAAUCAUACUUUUCCCUCUAACUCCCUAAACAAAGCUCAAAUUUUUCCAAUUUUUGGUAUAAAAACUCUUUUUGGUGUUUAUAUUUUUUUUCAAUUUCUUAUGUAUUUCUUUGUUUUUUUUACCUUUUGUUUUUCAUUGUUUUUCAAUGAAAAUUGUUGGGAACUCUUCUGAGAUCAUAAAUGGCAUAAAAUAAAUAAAUUUAGACCAGCAAAACUAAAAAUAAUCAUACAUUUAUGAUUUUUGGUUGAAAACAGAAUUGCGUAAUUUCGGAAGCUAGUACCCGGGUGACGCAAAACUGGUCUCAAAAGUUGCGCAAGACUUGAAAGUAAAAAGUCAGCGAGCGGCGCAGUAAAAAAAAUUCGCACAGCAAAAAUAUUGCGCAAAUCGUUGAGGGCCCCCCCCCCCCCCCCCCCCCGGCCUGGAUAGGGUUAAAGGCUAUGAGAAUAGCACCCUUUGAGUUAAAGCUGAUAUUCCUAGUCCAAUGACCCAUUUUAUCAAACUAUUCAUUGAUGAUAAUCUUACCAUCAAUGGUAUCUUUUCAUCUUUCCACAAUCAAAUUUGUUUUUACCUUGUGAGCUUUCACCUACUUGUUCUGCAGACUUCUUCAGACUAACGCUGACUCGCCAUAGACCAGGUAGUAUCAGCAGCGUGGUAUGGUUGAUUUUAAUUCACUCUGGAGCCUUGUUACCAUGGUGAAUUAAAUUUAUAGCAAAGAUGUAAUUAAUGGUCAGUUUUACGAAAAAAGGUAUAUAUAGACUUGUCUCAUGAGCGGAUGAUUUGAAGAAGUAUUAGUAUUAAUAAUUCGCAGGUUUCUCUGGGUUAUGCAAAUUUUGAGUCGAGAAGAGUGAAAAUAUAUCCCCAUGUCAACUGAUUACAUGUAAUUUUUUGUAGUUUUGAUGUGGCGUGUGUCACUAUUCCAGUUUAUUAAUAUAUUAUAAAAAUGUAUUUGAAUUCUACAUUCUCAAAAAUGUGUUUGUCCUUAACUAUUCUGCGGAACAUUUCAUGAAAGGACUUGUUCGAUGUUUUAUCCGACAAUCACAAUAGUGACAAUGUUUUUCAGCCGAUAUAAGAUCAAGGAAAGUUGCAGAUCUGACUACUUGUCAGACAGCAAAUGUAGAUGAAAUAUUCUCCUGAUGUAGAUUGUAUGAAUUAAAAACAUUUUAGUUGAUGUAUUUUCUGACUUUA
Lytechinus pictus (painted urchin) is the source of this 4941-nucleotide messenger RNA. RefSeq names its product ribonuclease P/MRP protein subunit POP5-like. Gene Ontology annotation, biological process: tRNA 5'-leader removal. The record is from RefSeq and is a predicted model, not a curated record. Lineage: Eukaryota; Metazoa; Echinodermata; Echinoidea; Temnopleuroida; Toxopneustidae. Gene Ontology annotation, molecular function: ribonuclease P RNA binding. The transcript is spliced from 6 exons. Gene Ontology annotation, cellular component: ribonuclease P complex. Bases 245 to 751 code for a protein of 168 amino acids.